AUACCUUUUUGGAGUGCUAUACAACAUUGAGAAACAUUCCUCAUCCAAUCAGAUGAAACCUUAUAAUUUAUCCGUUUGUAUAGCCCCAAGCGUUCUUUACCCACCUGAUUCCGGCAGCUUGGAAUUGGAAGACAACUUGAUAAGAAAGAUUUGUCUUGUACAAUUUCUCAUUGAAAAUUGCCUCAGGAUAUUUGGAGAAGACAUCAUUUCCCUCUUGGACGAGAACUCAAUGAGUCUUGGUAACAGCGAGAAGGCUGCAGACUCCGGCCGUAAGACUGUGACAAGCCGUUCUCUCAGUGACAGGGCCUUUUGUCAGAGUUCCAGCACUUGUCAGCACAACCAGUGCACAGCCCCACCUUCCGCAAAGCCAGGACAGCUCUUUGGAGUUCCCCUCAUGGAUGUGUGUGAUAAAGACAACUUGCCCUUCCCAAUUCUGGUAGGUCAUCUCCUUUUGGACUUCUAGAGCCCUCCUGAGGUGGGGAAACUCUGAGAGGCCACGUGUCCUCAUCCAAAUCUAUCCCCAAAUGGAGAAGUCAUUAGACAGCCCCUGGCUUGGGCUGAGAAGCUCUGUUACUGUUAUUUCAAGGAACAGAAUCUGACUUAGGUCCAGCAGAGUCAUGAGGCAAAUACAACAGGAAAAGACAUUCUUGUCCAUUCCACUUGGGUCUUGUUUCCGCAAAGACCCACCGAGGCCUGUUCAGAUCAGUCAAAAUGACUCUGUGUAUGUGAGUCUCUGAGAGUCCACCUCAUCUUCACACUCUCCCUUCAUUGCCUUCCUGCACUCACAUGAGUCUCAAGUCUCCUUCAACGGAGUCUACUCAGUCUAACAACUGCAAACAUCUGACACGAACAUAGACUCAUCCUCUGGCAAAUAGGAAUCUGUUAAUCCUAACAGAAUAUGUCAAAUGAAAGCCACAGAGUUUGGCCUGUGUUAUCUCAAACUGCUGUAGUGAAUUGUCAGUGUGGACCUUCACUGAGUAUUCAGUGUCUCUGCAAGCACUGUACGGGAUGUAGGGAACAUUCUCCUAGCUAUGAAGAAAUGUAUCAUAUUAGCUACUUUGUUACCUGCUAGCCACUACCGCAGGUCCUUGCAUCACAGCAAAUUUAGGGGCUAGCUAGGAUUAUCAUCCUCCACACUUGCUAACCGAAUCAGAAAAGCCUCAGUACAGGAUGUAUGUGCCCCAGCUCACACAAUAGAUAAGUAGCAUAAUAGACUUCAGAUCCAUUGGAUUCCCUGAGUCCAGCCCUUAUUAAGAUUCUACACAGCAGAGAGAGGACAUGAAGAUAGAGCAAAAGACAAUUUAAGACUCAUGAGAAGGGAGGGUAAUCAGAGAAGGACAAGAGAGUUUCUGAGCCUGACUUUAAAAGGGGGAAGGAAAUAGAACAAUUAGGAAAGGAGUAUACAGUCACUUAAAGAGAAAUAAACAAAUGGGAAAUGAGUAUUCCCUAAAUAGACUUCCAUACUUGGGGAAGAGCAUCUACGUAGGGGAAUAAUGAGAAAAGCAUGGUAAAGUAGGAAACAGACGGUGAUUCCGCAAAGGCCUUGAAGCAGAGAAGUUAGAUUUAAGAGUGGAAACUCAAUGGAAAGGAAAAUCUGAUUAAAA
Molecule: messenger RNA, 1604 nt
Organism: Mirounga angustirostris (Northern elephant seal)
Lineage: Eukaryota; Metazoa; Chordata; Mammalia; Carnivora; Phocidae
Product: rho GTPase-activating protein 20-like
Exons: 3
Coding region: 53-463 (136 amino acids)
Biological process (GO): signal transduction
Molecular function (GO): GTPase activator activity
Source: RefSeq, a predicted model, not a curated record